Messenger RNA from Pundamilia nyererei, 1913 nucleotides. Its product is annotated as poly [ADP-ribose] polymerase 11-like. The transcript is spliced from 8 exons. Gene Ontology annotation, cellular component: nucleus. Lineage: Eukaryota; Metazoa; Chordata; Actinopteri; Cichliformes; Cichlidae. Gene Ontology annotation, molecular function: NAD+ poly-ADP-ribosyltransferase activity. The record is from RefSeq and is a predicted model, not a curated record. Bases 155 to 1288 code for a protein of 377 amino acids.
GAGGAGUUACAUGACGUCGACGCUUUGACGUGGAGUGUAUGACGAACGGGGAAAUAAAAGUAAACAACGCCUAGGAUAACGAAAAUGGUUUUUGGCGUUAGUCCCCCAAGCUUAGACGGAACCUGUGAUUUUUCUGAGGCUUUGUUGAUCAUGUAUGAAGGCUUUGUUUUCCGAUAAGGACAGAGGCAGGCUGAAAACUGAUUUAGCUAUGUUAGCCAUCAGAUCGUCAGAGGAGGAGUCCACUGAGAUUGAGGAGAUGGACACCUCAGAGCCCAACUGGUGCUGGUUCUACUUGGCUGAGUGUGGAGUGUGGCAUAUGUUUGAGAUUGAUCCCAGUGCAGCCUGCUCUGUGACCAGCGCUCAGAUUGAGCAGUGCUACAACAGGAACCAGCGUGGUGUGAUGGAGUUUUACACAGCCAAGUACACAUACAGAUUGGACUUCUCAGUUAUGCGACAGAUAAAUGUAACAACAGGAAAGCAACGGCCGAUCAAACGUUCCCUCCACUCUGCAACUGGAUUUAGGUUUAUUUGUGAUAAUCUCGCCUUGCCUGUUCCCUGUCACUGGGAAAGAAUAAACACAGAUGAGCCCUAUCAAGUGAGUACAGAAGUACGGAAACACAUCUUAUUGUUCCACUUAGCUUCGUUCACACAUAAAAGGGUAGAGCUGUGUGAGUGUUUCUUGCCUUUGCAGCUCAUCCAGCUUGGCAGAGACACAUAUGAAUUUAAAGAAGUAGCCAGACUGUAUGAAAGAACAAUGGAUCAUCCAAUUAAAUCCAUCCAGAGGAUCCAGAACCUGGAUUUAUGGGAGUUCUUCUGCAGGAAGAAAACACAGUUGCGAAAAGUCAAGCGAACACUGGAUAUUGAGGAGCGAAUGCUGUUUCAUGGCACGGGACACAGCAAUAUACAAGCUAUAUGUACAUUUAACUUUGACUGGCGGCUCACAGGAAGCCAUGGCGAUGUCUAUGGCAAAGGGAGCUACUUUGCCCGCGAUGCCAAAUAUUCCAGUAAAUUCUGUCACACCACAGGGAAACACAACACGACCUUACAGAGACAUGGACUCGCACCACCGAUAUUUGCGAGUGAGCCGCCUUAUAAGACCAUGUUCCUGGCCAGAGUGCUUGUUGGAGAAUACACAGUUGGUCAUCCAAUGUACUGCAGACCACCCUCUAAGGAUGCCAGUUUCACCAACUUCUAUGACAGUUGUGUGGAUGAUAUGGCCAAUCCAAAGAUCUAUGUCAUUUUUGACAGUAAUCAGAUUUAUCCAGAGUAUCUGAUUGAGUUCUACUGAUGCCUAAGAAAAUGAUGCCAACUUUUUUUUUUAAUAAAGGCUGGAAAAGCUAGGAUAUGAAAUUAGAUGACAGGAUAAUUGAUUUCCAUGACUGAAUGGAGCAUGGGUCAUCUAAGUGCCUUUGAAGAAGUUGGUAAGACAGUAAGGACUUUGUGUCAAAUUGUAUACUGUACAGCAUACAUAAUUGGACCCAGAAGUUAGAACGUUUCCAUGACUUCAAAAGAUGCUAACCGAAGACAGUCUUUGUGCUGUUUUUAUCUUUAAUCCUGAGUCUAUGCUUGCUUACUGAAUAUGUGUGCACAUUUGCUUAGAUAAAAUAAGAGUGGUGCUUGCAGCCUGUAGAUCAUAGGCAAUAUCUGACCACCGGCUCCAUCACUCCCUCUACUUCCACAGUGCCAUACAUAUGCUUCUUUAUAAAUCCAAGAACAUGCUCUGCUCACUCAUUUUGCACCAUGUUCUGAAAAUCUGUGUCUAGUAGUACCAUGUAUUAUAUAAGCAUGGAUUUUUGUUCAUGUUUUUGUCAUAAAAACGCUCCUACCUCUGCAUUUUUUUAUCUUGCACUUUUCCGCCCUUUCCAUGAAAGGUUUUGUAAUUGUGUCAUAUUGACAUAAACAUGUAAAAUGUG